CGGGCGGCGGGGCGGGAGGGGGAGCCCGCGGUCCCGGCCCCGCGGGGGGCGGCGGCUCCGGCUGCUCCACCCUCACUUUGUGUCAGCAGGUAGGAGAGCGCUGCCCUCCCGGGGAGGAGGCGGCCAGCCGCAGCCUGCCCGCGCCGGGGGUCGCGCCCAACUCUUUAUUUCUAGCUUUAUUUCUUCCUGGAGGACGGGCUUUCCCGCAGGAGCCCCCGGGCUGUCCGGCGGCCGCAGCCCCGCGCCCGCAGGAGGGACGAGCCGAGCCGAGCCGAGCCGAGCCGGGCUGGGCUUCGCUGCCGGGUCGCUGCUGAUGGUCCGGGGUUUAUUUUCCUUCGUGCUCCCCGCGUCCAGAGCCGAUAAUUGCGUUUGCCGUAGCGAGGGGAGAGACUCUGGUACUUUAAAGGAGUUUUUCCGAAGUGUUUUGGGGUUCUUUCUCAGGCCGGUAGAUUACAUGCGGACACUUCACUUUCAGCCAUGCCUGCCCCGGGAGCUUUCUGUCUGCAGUAAUUUUCUCCCUUUGAUCUCGCUGGAUUCUCUUUCGGGCUGUGCAGCUCCGCUCGCACCUACCUGCUUGCUGCAUGUCUGCGAGAGGGGUUUCCUUCUCUUUUUUUAAAUAUUUUUUUUAAAUUAUAAAUACCAAACUUUUAACUUUUUUUUUUUUAAAGAAGACCAAAACCAAACAUCAUCAGACCCACAUGGUUUUUUUUUUUGAGCUACUGGAAAUUACUUUUGCCUAGGAUUUACAGCAAUAUUUCCAUCCAUCCCAGCCACUGGGGACUCCAGCAGGCACACAGCUAAACAGGUUUGCAGAUCAUUUUUUCUUUUCUUUCUUUCCUUUUUUUUUUUUUUUUAAUCACUUUUUGUCUUUGUAGCUGUGUGAUCACCAUAACUUUGGUUUUAAUUGAAAAUAUCCUGUCUAAAUUCUCCCAGUUAUGAAGACUCCUCGGUACGUUUCGUGUGACCUUCGGGCAGACCAUGGAACUUUACGUUUUAUUUUGUGGGGCCUUUAGUCGGGAUCUUCUUAAUGUGUGCUUGGAAGUGGUCAUACCGGAACUCAGGCGUGCACGGGAAUAGUGCGAGAGAAACCAGAUAUGCUGUAAUUCGGUGCUUGAUACCUGUCUGGCUUGGGAUCUAAACUUUUAAAGUUGUUUUGGGGACUUUUUAUUACCUGGGAGCUUGAAACGAUGAGAAGAAGCUCCGUGCUUUAUUAAUUGUCCUCGAGAACUGCACCCGGAGUCAGACUCUGAGCAUGGAUUGCUAGGAGAAAAGUAACUCCAAAUUUGAAUGAAGCAUUUCUGGCAUGAGAAGGAUGGAAGGGAUCAACUCAAUUUGGAAGAGAACGGUACAGAAGCAAACUUUCCUUUCACUAUAAAGGCAAGAAACACCUCCUGCGUAAUUUCUGAGAAGGAUACCGAGUAACCACAGAUAACAUUCAAGGUGGAGAGCUUCAGCUUAUGUGUGGGAAAUGCGAGGAGGUGAGGGGUCCCUCAAGGGUAUUUGAGAUGGAUGUUUUGAACCUGUGGAUCUUCCUAACUCUUGGGCAGGAGACACGAGGACAGCACGUCCACGGCGGGAUCUCCCCGUGCCUCAUCUCUGUGGGACUGACGAGUUCCUAAUGCUCCCUGGUGUUCCUGUAUAUCUGAACUGAUUUCUUGCUUGCAACCUGUUUCGCUGAUCUUUCCGGAUUUAUCUGCUGGAGGAGGGACUCAUAAUUUUUUCUUUUAGUUUGUUUGUUUAAAAUAUGCCUUUGAGCUCCCAGCGGCCUUUGAGCACGUGGCACCGAGGAAGAGAAAAGGUGAUGGCGAGAACCGGAGGAGUUGCCCGGUAAGCAGCGCUGGUGGUGGGUGACUGAGCCCCUCUCUCCUCUUCCUCCUGCCUCCCCGCCGCUGGGACCGCACGCUCGGAAACCCGACGAGCUUUGCCGACGGCUGGAGCCUGCCGCAGGGUGAGGACGCGUUCCUGAGCGGUAUGUGUGGCCGGAGCCCGCUGCUGCAGCUGGUAGCAUGAGUGCUGGCCCCCAGCUGCAGCUGGCUGUCCUCUGGCCUUGGCUGCUCAUGGCGACCCUGCAGGCAGGACUUGGCCACACGGGGCUGGUGCUGGCGGCGGCGGUCGAGUCGGAGAGGUCAGCGGCGCAGAAAGCCAUCAUUAGGGUGAUCCCCCUGAAAGUGGACCCUAUCAUACUGGAAGGGGAGUUUGCAAACGUUGCUGAGGUGACUCCAGCCGAAGGAAAACUGCUGCAGUCCCACCCGCUGUCCCUGUGUAACACCAGCGAGGAUGAACACACCGAAUCGGGAUUCAUCACCAUUGUCAAGCUUGAACAGCCAGAUCGGGAUCCAAACCCCUGCCUGUCACUGGCUAACAAGGCAAAGCUGGCGGGGGAGCGUGGAGCCCGUGCGAUCCUUUUUGACAUUACCGAUGAUGAAAGUGCUGCUGAUCAGCUGAGAAAGCCCAGAGGUCUGAGUCAGCCUGUGGUUCUGAUCAGGGGCCACGAUGCUGAGCUUCUCAUGGGAGUUGUGAACAAGAACAGAGAGGCCCACGUGAAGAUAGAGGUCAAGGAGCCACCAGCUUGGCCAGACUACGACGUGUGGAUUCUUCUCACGGUGGUCAGCACUGUGGUCGUCAUCAUUCUGAUUUUUGUUGUCCGCACAAAGUGCCAGCUGAACAGGACUCAGGACUCCUUGCAGCAGCAGACCAUGCAGGCCAUCGGGCAGCUGGCCACGCGCAAGUACCAGGCAAGGUGCCGGCAGGCAUCGCGGUGGGACUCGGCCAGCAGCUGCAGCUCAGCCCCGGUCUGUGCCAUUUGCCUGGAGGAGUUCAGCGAGGGCCAGGAACUGCGGAUCAUCUCGUGCUCCCAUGAGUUUCACCGGGAGUGUGUUGACCCCUGGCUGCAGCAACACCACACAUGUCCACUUUGCAUGUUCAAUAUCCUUGCCAGAGACUCGAUGGACCAGGCCACAGCCACUGGCUCCAGGCUGGCCCCUCGGGACAUGGAGCCUGGACGGCGACUCCACCUGUUCCGCCAGCACCCGGGACAUGCCCUUUACCACCUCCCACACGCGUAUCCUCAGAGGAACCUCAGGAGCUUUCCCCCGGAGCCAGCCCACGGCAACCACUUCUUCCACUCUCCGGAGCUCUCCCAGGUGGAUUUUGGCACCAUCCACUAUGUUCCCUACAGGCCAGCCACCUCCCUGCUCACCUGCAGCCACCCGUCCCCCCUGGCUCCGGGCUUGCUGGGCCAGCAGCAUCCCAACCCUUCGGCAUGCGGACAGACGCAGCCACCACACAGGACCUGUUCGCUCCAGUCCCAGCCCCCCUGCCUGGGGCUCAAGGCAGCCCUGGCACAGAAGCAGCACCGUGCACCUGCCCUGCGCCGGGGGGUCAGCCACGGGCACCAGCACAACAGCAGUGGUUCUGGGGAGAGCUAUCUCACGGAGCACAGCGGGUACCUGGCAGAUGGGCCAGCCAGCGACUCCAGUUCAGGGCCCUGCCAUGGCUCCUCCAGCGACUCCAUGUUGAACUGCACGGACGUCAGUCUGCAGGGCAUCCACGGCAGCUGCUCCACUUUCCGCAGCUCCCUCAGCAGUGACUAUGACCCCUUCGUGUACUGCAGCUCAGAGGGACCCACCACGGACAACGGCCUGGAACAGCCACGGCCCCCAAGGGAGACACGGCCCAGGUCCUUGGACCUGCUGGUGCCUGGGGGUGCUGCUCCGGCCAAGCCCCAGGUGCUCAGCCACAUCCACUACCACCACCACCAGCACCAUCACUAUAGAAGAGACACAGAGUGGCCACCUGGGCGGGCUGGGCAGGGGCCUGGGCAGCGCAAAUCCCGGUACUCUGGGGCUAAGAUUGGCUUCCACAGUGCUCGGACAGAAAAGAGGACUGAGAAAAGCCAUCACUGUCAGCAGCCUCUGGAAAGCAGCACUGUGCUACAGGAGGCAGCUCUGACAGGACAGCCAGCAUUUCCCCAGCAAGGCCGGGAGUCCACUCAUACCCCCUCUGCUUCUCCAAACAGGUUGGACUUCAGUGUAGAUGCCAACAGACAAUCGGGAGCAGCUGGCACAUCGCCUGUCCCGCUGCCUCUGAGACACAGCUUACAGAGCCGUCAUCACCGAAGGAAAAGAAAGUGUCCCCUAGAGCCUGACCCCGCUCUCCUGCCUGAGGACUCAGCCUCGCCCAAAGCUUGUGAUGCUCACAUUCCUCAUGGCCAUCCCGCUGGCCACCCCUGCUUGCCCGAAGUCCAGCCCCUGAUCCCAAGUGCUCCCCGGCCCUGCAGCUCAGGCUCUCGGCCGCUCUGGAAGUGUUUAGUGCCACAGUCUGGCUCGGAGCUGAAAAGGCAGGAGGACGGGUUGUCAGGAUGGGAGGGAAACCGCACGGUUCCUGCUGAUUUUUCAGGGACAGGUACCCCCAGACACAGUCUGAGUCUUCACCUUCACUGCCCGUCUCAGCAGGGUUGUCAGGGAUCUGAAGAGGAGGUCCAGGAUGUCCAUGAACACUCAGUUUAAUAAAGCACUGGCCUGUUUGCUUACUGGAGAGCUGGAGUGGACAAAGAAGUUCAGCGUACCAGCCAUAGAAGAGCUCACGUCUCGCUCU
Phalacrocorax carbo (great cormorant) is the source of this 4596-nucleotide messenger RNA. The record is from RefSeq and is a predicted model, not a curated record. Lineage: Eukaryota; Metazoa; Chordata; Aves; Suliformes; Phalacrocoracidae.